This is a messenger RNA of Hippocampus comes (tiger tail seahorse), 1332 nucleotides long. RefSeq names its product ras-related protein Rab-35. The coding region runs from base 505 to 1134 and encodes 209 amino acids. The transcript has 8 exons. Lineage: Eukaryota; Metazoa; Chordata; Actinopteri; Syngnathiformes; Syngnathidae. Gene Ontology annotation, molecular function: GTPase activity; GTP binding. The record is from RefSeq and is a predicted model, not a curated record.
GUGUCUUUUCCGCCGACAUUGCUUUAUCCCAGGCGCCGCAAAGGCAGCGUGAGAUGCUUGGGAGAGCGGCAGGCGGCUCAUCAGGGUGGUCGACAAUCACGCCUUUCGAGGCAUUUCGUCUCUGUUGCUCAUUUGGAGACCCCGACGAGUUCAACGAGCCGUCCACGCUUCGCCAAGUUGGAAGUGGCACUGAAAAAGAAGGAACACAAUACCUCCCUUGCCUGAAGCUCCUGAACACUUCAGUGAUGGAACCUCUGAGGAGCAGGAACAUCAUCUCUUAAGCCCUUCGUGUUUGCGUUGACCGUUUCCAUGCUCCUCCUUCGUCGGCUGUCAGAACCUGGAAAGUUCGGACUCGGAUUGCCAAAGUGAAACUGAAAGUCAGCGGGAUGCCAGACACAGUAAGUAAGUAAAGAGGAGGAACCCAAAGAUCAGUGCCGCUCAUAGAGUGAGUGCUGUAGCGGCAGCGGGCGGUCGUGUCAGAAGUGCGACAGCGAGAAGUCAAGAAUGGCAGGAAAAGACUACAAUCACCUUUUCAAGCUGCUCAUCAUCGGCGAUUCCAAUGUUGGGAAAAGCAGCCUGCUGCUACGCUUUGCCGACAAUUCCUUCUCUGGAAGUUACAUCACCACCAUCGGCGUGGACUUCAAGAUCAGGACGGUGGAUGUGGAAGGGGAGCGUGUCAAGCUACAAAUUUGGGACACGGCCGGACAGGAGAGAUUCAGGACCAUCACCUCCACGUAUUACAGAAACACGCACGGCGUCAUCAUCGUGUACGACGUGACCAAUCCCGAGUCGUUUGUCAACGUCAAGCGCUGGCUCAACGAAAUCUCUCAAAACUGCGACAGCGUCUGCAAGGUGCUGGUAGGGAACAAGAACGACGACCCGUCCAGAAAGCAGGUGGACACCCAGGACGCGCUGCGCUUCGGGGAGUCGGUGGGGGUGCGCGUGUUUGAGACCAGUGCCAAAGAGAACAUCAACGUGGAAGAGAUGUUCAUGGCCUUCACUCACAUGGUCCUGCGGGCCAAGAAGCAAAGUCAGAGCCGGGCCGAGCGGGAACGUGAGCGCGAGAGGGACACGGUCAACAUCAACGCGCAUCGGGAGCGGGACCGCCGGAAGAGAGCCAAGAAAUGCUGCUGAGAGGAAAAGCACAAGUUUGUUGUUGUAUUGUUCUUUUUUUGUUUGUUUUUUUGCUCAUCAUCUCACGUCCGCACUGACAACUUCAUUGGUGACUACUGUACUAGCGACAUAUUACCACAUGUGAAUACUGGAGUAGCAUUAAUACACACUAGUGCUGGGGCCACACUCAUAAAAUAUACAGCUAAUGUACUAUGAUUU